AUGGUAUUUCAGUUGGUGAAACUUGGUGAGGACACUAUUUUUGAUCAUGUGUUUGAUCGAUACACGGAAUUAGAGAAGAAUUUUGAUAAUUUGAAGCAGGAUCUGGGGAUAGAAGACAGAGAGAAGAGAGAGCUUAUUAUUGAUAUAGAUCCUCCUGAACAACUGAAGGUGACUACCAAGAUGAAAAGGAAAAGGAAAACUAAGCAAAAUGGUCAUAUAGCGCAGAGUUCUGCAAAGCUCGAUAGUUAUACGUUGAAUAUCGAGCAAUCAAUCACUAGCCUUUAUUCCUCCAAAGAUAAUGCCAACUCAACUACGGGAUACGUUGUUUGGUCAACAACUCCAUUCUUCUUGAAAUGGCUACUCUAUAGUAGUGCUGCAGAACCAUUGAGAACUCCAAUGGAUGUAUCGACGGUGGAAGGAAAUACGUCUGGCACAAUCCGAGUGCCUCCUCUGCUAGGGAGUAAUAUUGGUGGUCGAGACAAGAUUGGUGUGAUUGAGAUGGGGACUGGUAUAGCAGGUAUAUUACCGGUAACUCUAGGCAACUAUGCCGAUACCUAUAUCUGCACGGAUCAGAAGGGUAUCAUACCCAGAUUAAAAUCGAAUAUUAGAAGAAAUCUGGAGCAAUUGAAUAGACGCAAAUGCGUAUCGCAUGCAUUGAACAUCGAUGAAGUAGAAGAAUACACACAACAGAAUAAUGUUGAGGAUCGUGUUGACGGUCUCCGUUUAGAAAUAGCAGCAUUGGAUUGGGAGAAUUUCGAUACUAAUGUCUUGCAGGCGCACUUCGAAGGAAUUAACACCAUAUACAUACUGGCCAUGGACGUAAUAUACAACGAAUAUUUGAUAGACCCCUUUCUGAAGUGUCUCACAACCAUAAGAAGCCAUUUUCAAAAAACACCGGCAGUCAAGAUUCAAUGCCUCAUCGGAAUUCACCUGCGGUCCCAUGACAUACUCGCCAGCUUUCUGGAACAGGCCCUUAUCAAAUACAAUCUCCCCAUCCACUACGUAGCGGAUGAAACACUAGACUCAUCACGAUUUUGCAUAUAUUUCAUAUAA
Messenger RNA from Kazachstania africana CBS 2517, 1053 nucleotides. RefSeq names its product S-adenosylmethionine-dependent methyltransferase (gene RKM5). The coding region runs from base 1 to 1053 and encodes 350 amino acids. Lineage: Eukaryota; Fungi; Ascomycota; Saccharomycetes; Saccharomycetales; Saccharomycetaceae. The transcript has a single exon. The record is from RefSeq and is a predicted model, not a curated record.